Messenger RNA from Cannabis sativa, 1548 nucleotides. RefSeq lists its product as uncharacterized. NCBI's taxonomy places the organism in Eukaryota, Viridiplantae, Streptophyta, Magnoliopsida, Rosales, Cannabaceae. The record is from RefSeq and is a predicted model, not a curated record. The transcript is spliced from 5 exons. Gene Ontology annotation, molecular function: zinc ion binding. The coding region runs from base 1 to 1548 and encodes 515 amino acids.
AUGACAUUCAAGAUCACUACAAUAACUGAAGGAGGGCACCACUGUGGCAUGGUCUUGGAGAAAAGGCUUAUUGAUGUGAAUUGGGUGACCAAACACUUCAUUGAUCAGUUUAGGCAACACCCUGAAAUGGAAUUCAAACAGUUUGCUGAAAUGACCAAAGACACAAAGUAUUCUAAGGUCACUUCAUGGCAAUUCUACAGAGCCAGAAAUGCAGCAAAGGCAUUGCUUGAAGGGUCUGUGGCAGAACAGUAUGCCAAACUGGAUGAUUACUUCCAAAUGAUUUUGAAGACCAACCCAGGAAGGUUGGAUGGUUGCUUCCUCAAAGGUUACUGCAAAGGUGUGCUAUUGGCAGCAAUUGGUGUAGAUGGAGGGAAUUCCAUAUUUCCUGUAGCUUAUGCAGUUGUAGAGAAGGAAACUACUAGCAGUUGGGAAUGGUUUCUAACAUUAUUGAAGGAUGACUUGGCACCAAGGGAUACAAGGACACUCACCAUGAUGAGUGAUAGGCAAAAGGGUCUUCAAAAUGCUGUUGAGUCUAUUUUCAACAGCCCUGACACAAGAUUCUGUGUUAGGCACAUGUACUGCAACUUCAAGAAAGACUUCCCUGGCCUAUUACUGAAGCAACUUGCGUGGGCAGCUGCUAGAUCAACAAUUCCUGCUCAUUUUGACCAGAGGAUGAAAGAAAUCAAGGAUAUAAAUGAAGGAGCUUACAAUUGGUUAACAGCCAAACAAAAGUCAGAGUGGACAAAGGCAUACUUCAAGGAAGGUGUUAAAUGUGACAUGUUAUUGAACAACAUGUGUGAAAGCUUCAAUAUGGCCAUUAUGGAUGGAAGGGACAAGUCCAUUGUCACACUGUUGGAGACAAUCAGAGGUUGGUUAAUGACUACUUUUACAAAGAGAAGGGAAGGCAUACAGAAGUGGAAGCAUGGAGUGCACAACAACAUAGCAAAGCUUGUAGCAAAAAAUGCUGAAAUUGGUAGGAAGUGCUCUGUCACAAGAGCAAAUGCUGUUUUAUUUGAAGUUAAAAUAAGGUUCCAGCUCACUGGAAUUCCUUGUGGUCAUGCCUUGGCAGCCAUUUGGUUUUGUGGCCAUAAUGAAUGGGGUUACAUACAUAGGUACUACAAAGCUGAAGCUUAUGCAGCAGCAUAUGCAGGCACAAUUUCCCCCAUGCCUAGCCCUGACAAGUGGCCAAACAAGGGCCUUAACCCUAUAUUCCCUCCCUGUGAGCAUAACCUUCCUGGCAAGCCAAAAAAGAAAAGGAGAAGGGGUGCAGAUGAAAAAGAUCCACCUGCAGCUGUCACAGUUAGAAAAGCCAGCAGAGUUGGAACUGUCAUGCAUUGUUCUAAAUGCAGAAAAACUGGACACACAGCCCCAAGAUGCAAGGAACCUGUACCAGAUGUGCCAAACGAGGCUCCAAAGAAUAAAGGAGGUAGGCCACCAAUUCAAAAUCCAUCUGCUGCAACACUAAAGAGGAGGCAGAGAAGGGACAAACAACUUGCUAAAGAGGCUAGGAAGAGGGGUGAAGGUUCAAGUUCCCAGCGUCGGGGUUGA